AUUAUUUUUUGUGCUGUUUGACUAGCGAUCCUGGGCAUCUGAUUUUGAUUUUAUUUUGUAAUUCGAGUUUUCUGCAGAACUUUACACAAAAAAGAUGUUUGAGCUGCUGGUUUCUGCUUAUUCUACAAUAAGCACACAAGAUACAGCUCUUUUCCUCGGACUGAAUGCUGAUGAUGCUGCAAACUAUACGCUACAACGUGGUUGGACCUUGGAUCCCUCCUCUCAAAUGCUAACCGUGAAGAAGCAGGCUGUUGCAACAGAGCAGAAACUGGAUUCCAGUAAAUUACAGCGCUUGACGGAAUACGUUUUCAAUCUUGAGCAUUAAUCCUUUACACUCAGUUAUAUAUAUCAGUUCCGAUCAGCUCUGGACGAUGUAAAAUGAUAUCUAGUUUUUGUUCCAAAACCUUGAGUUGUUUCAUCAGUCUUCACUGUUAUCGUUAAUCAAGCCAAUGAGCACCUGCUCGAAUACGUUAUAAAUGUAAAAUGAUAUCUAGUUUUUGUUCCAAAACCUUGAGUUGUUUCA
Messenger RNA from Olea europaea var. sylvestris, 523 nucleotides. Its product is annotated as COP9 signalosome complex subunit 8-like. The record is from RefSeq and is a predicted model, not a curated record. Lineage: Eukaryota; Viridiplantae; Streptophyta; Magnoliopsida; Lamiales; Oleaceae. Gene Ontology annotation, biological process: protein deneddylation; COP9 signalosome assembly. Bases 95 to 325 code for a protein of 76 amino acids. Gene Ontology annotation, cellular component: COP9 signalosome. The transcript has 2 exons.